Messenger RNA from Exophiala dermatitidis NIH/UT8656, 2700 nucleotides. RefSeq lists its product as uncharacterized. Gene Ontology annotation, molecular function: protein binding. Bases 106 to 2265 code for a protein of 719 amino acids. The record is from RefSeq and is a predicted model, not a curated record. Lineage: Eukaryota; Fungi; Ascomycota; Eurotiomycetes; Chaetothyriales; Herpotrichiellaceae. Gene Ontology annotation, cellular component: cytoplasm; ubiquitin ligase complex. The transcript has 3 exons.
GGAAGAUCAUUUCAACGGCCACUGCAUCCUGGGAGAUUUCGUGCCUCUCUUUUAUUUCUUAUGUGUAUCUUUAUCACAUUACAUUGUUAGUUCGUUUCUGGGACCAUGAGUGCAAGUGGACUGCUCCGCAAAGAUCAACUUGAACGCAGUUUCCAUGAUGAGAAGAAGUUGAUUGAGGAAGGCAUCCUCAAGGAAGACAAUCCGCUUGACUUCAGCGAGAACUUCCAGAAACUAUGUGCCGCUUGCAGGCGAGGCGACCUCAAGGUCUGCCAGGAAAUGAUACAAGAAGGUGUCAACAUUAAUGCCAAAGACCAAUACGAUUAUACACCUCUCAUUCUGGCCAGUCUGUGUGGCCACUAUGAAGUGGUCCAGCUGCUCCUAGAGUCUGGAGCAUUAUGUGAACGGGAUACAUUCCAGGGUGAAAGAUGCCUUUAUAACGCCUUGAACGACCGGAUACGAAACUUGUUAUUACAAUACGACUAUUCCAAAUCGACUGACCCAUUGCAACCAUUAGCAUCGCACUUGGUGUCGCUUUUGACUAGAGAGCAUCCCAAGACUUCCGACAUUACGGUCUCGACGAGCACAGAAUCAUUCCAUCUGCAUAAAUUCAUUCUUUCUGCACGCUCACCCUACUUUCGAAGUAAACUCGCAGCGGCCCCCGAGACGACAACCUGGAAACUGCCCCCGACUAUACCUCCUCCAUCGUUUGGCAUCGCCCUCAAGCAUUUAUAUCUCGGUGAGCUGCCGAGGGAACCUGGUGGCGGACCGGGAACGGGCUACACGGACUCGGAGGUUCUGGCUGGUGUCGACCGAAUCAGCAAGCACCUAGAAAUACAAAGCCUAUCUCACUUAAUUCUCGAUAGCAGUGACCGCCGCCUCGCCCGGCAGCGACGGCAAGACGAAGUCGAGAAAGGCCGCGACCAAUUGGAGCUCUGGUUUCGAGAGAACGUCCUUAAACAUGCCAUCGAGACCGACACAACCCGAGCCGACUCGAUCAAAUGGGAUCGCGACAACGGCGUAUUUGCCGACAUUCUCCUCCGCGCCGAUGCCGACGAAGCCCAGGACCAAGAUGAUAACCAGACCAAUGAAGAUGGAGGUGUGCGACGCCAACGACGCUUCGCCGAGGACUCCUCACAACAAUCUCCUCCGACGAAUGUGCUCGGGAUCCCACUGGACAGGGGCUCAGGAUCGACCUCGACCUCACUGUCACCCUCACCAUCACAAACAUCGUCUCGGUCACCAUCACGGUCGUCGCCUCGAUCUCGUCCGCGCCGGACCAAAAUCUACCCAUGUCACAAGGCCAUGCUGAUCCGGUCCGAGUUCUUUAUGACCAUGUUUGACUCGUCGUUCCGUGAAGCACAGGAGACGCCACACCUGCAGAUCGUGCCGAUCGACUGCUCGCCCGAAGUGCUCGAGAUCAUCCUGACGUUUCUGUACACGGAAAGGGCGGAUUUUGGCCUCGACGUGGCGGUCGACGUGCUCUUUGCGGCCGACAUGCUGUUCCUGGAGAAGCUGAAGGCCAAGGCAGCCGUGGUCAUUUCGACGCUCGGCAACGGCACCGCGACCGCCAUGCCCUCGGAGGCCGAGCCGGGCCGUGAAGACGUCGACCUCGACAUCUACGAGAUCCUCCGUGCCGCCUGGCUGACCCGCGUCCAGCGCCUCGAGGAGUUUGCCGCCCGCUACAUCGCCUACCGGCUCGAGUCGUACAUUGACGAUCCCGGGUUUGCGGAACUCGUCAGCGAGUCUGCCGCCCGUAUCAGUGCCCGUCAAGAGACCGACUCGAUCGAGUUGCUCGACGAUAUCCGCUACUACCUGUCUGAGCGGUUUCGUUUGCGUUUCGAAGACUCGGGUCUCGAGGACGUCAUGGAUGAGGACCAGGCCAUCCUUGCCCAGCAAGAGCAACAGCGACAGCAACAUGAACAAGAAGCCGUUGCCGUAUCCGAUACCACAGAAAAGAAGAUCUCUUCAGCGCCAGUGUCGCUGCCUUAUAGGGACGCCGUCCAUCGGUUCCCGGACGGAGACCAACAGCAUGUACAGCCACCCGUUGAUGACGAAGGCGUCGACAUGACUGCACCGCCGGAGAAGUCAGAUGCAGCUGCAGCUACAGCUGUAUUUGUCCCCAGCGAGGCGAUGCUUCCUGCUGGCGCGGUGCGGACCUUGGACGGCAAAGUCGCCGGCGACGAGUUUGCCGCAGACGCCGUAAACUACCAGAUCCUGCUGAACAAGAUCGACGCACUUUUGGAAAGGCUGAAACUGGACGCCUAAGGCCAUAUACUAGUAUCCAUCCAUCUAUCUGCUUGGUUGUGGUUCCUUGUACAUAGGAUAUUACUGACCUGACCACCCAAGCUCAUUACUGACCGGGCGGAGAGAAAGGGCGCCGUCAAAGCCAACUACUGUUAAAUAAACCAACCGCCUUACCUUGGAACUUUAUACCAUAGCGAAUGAACGAGACACAUACAUCGCUGAUGCACUUUAUAAAGUCUCGGGUUGUACUUGUCACAAUCUAGUAUGUCAUUUCCUUCCUGCCCAUACAAUGGCCAUGUAGCACAACAACGACUAGCUACCCUAAGCUACGUGUGAGCACGCUUUUGGUGCGAUGAGUCGAUUCUGUCUGCCAAUUUUCCGUUUCCACUUGCUCCCCUGGCCAUCCCGAAUAUUGCUGUUGUCACAUGGAGGAUUGCAAAUGCAUCAGACAGAAAA